This is a messenger RNA of Aureobasidium pullulans EXF-150, 1101 nucleotides long. RefSeq names its product family 18 chitinase glycoside hydrolase. The transcript has 2 exons. Bases 1 to 1101 code for a protein of 366 amino acids. The record is from RefSeq and is a predicted model, not a curated record. Gene Ontology annotation, biological process: carbohydrate metabolic process. Gene Ontology annotation, molecular function: chitinase activity; protein binding. Gene Ontology annotation, cellular component: extracellular region. NCBI's taxonomy places the organism in Eukaryota, Fungi, Ascomycota, Dothideomycetes, Dothideales, Saccotheciaceae.
AUGGCGUCAACAUCAACACCACCGACAUUACUACCGCUCAGUCAAGGGCCCCGAGUCAUCGUUUAUCAUCAAACCAUCCAUCGUGAUGGCAAAUACGUGUCUCUAUUGCCGCUGAUCACCAAUCAGACCGGCGUCACGCAUGUAAUAGUGGCGGCUAUACAUUUGAACGAAGGACCGGGAAACAUCACGCUCAACGACGAUCCUCCGGAUGCUGGCAAGUACGAAACACUGUGGGGUGAGGUGGCAUGGUUGCAGGCGUCUGGAGUAAAGGUGCUGGGUAUGCUCGGAGGAGCCGCAAAGGGAAGUUUCGAAAGACUUGAUGGACCUAACGAAACAAAGUUCGAGGAUUACUACAGACCACUACACGCAUUGAUCUCCAAACACCACCUCUCAGGCCUGGAUCUAGACAUCGAAGAACACAUGUCAAUCACAGGAGUCAUCCGCCUCAUCGACCGCCUACGCGUGGAUUUCGGUUCUUCCUUCCUUAUCACUCUCGCACCUGUAGCGACAGCCUUACUACCCAACCAACCCCAUCUCUCGGGCUUCGACUACAGACUGCUAGAGCAAAUGCGUGGAAAUCAGAUUGCAUGGUACAAUACACAAUUCUACUGUGGUUGGGGAGAUGCGACGACGACAUUCUGGUAUGAUGCCAUCAUGAGUGUUGGCUGGAGAGCAGACAAGGUUGUCGUGGGUCUAGUUACUAACCCCGGGAACGGAGCUGGCUAUGUGGAACAGAGCACUUCCCACGAUGUUAUGAGGAUGCUGAGAGCAAAGUACCCGACAUUCGGCGGUGUGAUGGGAUGGGAGUACUUCAACUCUUUGCCUGGAGAGCACGGAGAACCGUGGCACUGGGCUGCCGGUAUGGCGAGAGCGAUCAGACAUGCGUUACCGCCGAGCGGGCAAGUGCAGGGUGGAAGAGGUGUUGAGAGACCUGGUGCAGGUGGAAUGCCGCCGACGAUAGCGGUGCCGGCUCAUUCUUUCCCUGCACAAGAUAUUGAGACUCUACAGAACUUGGGAUUCUCAAGUCAACAGGCGAUUGCGGCGCUCAAUGCAACAAGCGGCAAUGUGGAGUAUGCUGCUGGGCUACUCUUUGAGUACUGA